Paraglomus brasilianum is the source of this 1134-nucleotide messenger RNA. NCBI's taxonomy places the organism in Eukaryota, Fungi, Glomeromycota, Glomeromycetes, Paraglomerales, Paraglomeraceae. The record is from the annotation of a GenBank genome assembly.
AUGCUUGCUCCUCUAAUCCGCAUCAAAUUACCUUUAGGGCGUCUGUCCAUUCCAAUCAAUCUACCCGUCAGAUUUCAAUCUUCACUCACUUCUCAUCUCUAUCCACGUCCUGGAGAUCGCGUCAUAGUUGCCAUGUCCGGUGGAGUCGAUUCGAGCGUAUGUGCUUAUUUACUUCAUAAACAGGAAUAUAACGUGGAAGGCGUCUAUAUGCGUAAUUGGGAUACAGUUGAUGAGAAAAGUGUUUGUACCGGCGAUCAGGAUUGGAAAGACGUUCAGAAUGUUUGUAAGCAAAUUGGGAUUCCUUGUCGAAUGAUAAACUUUAUAAAAGAAUAUUGGAUCCAAGUAUUUACCAAGGCCAUAGACGACUAUGCCCGUGGGCUCACACCUAACCCAGAUGUAAUGUGCAAUCGAGAGAUUAAAUUUGGUCGGCUGCUGGAGAAAAUACUUGGUUCCAGUCAUAACGACGAGGAUGGUAUAUGGAUGGCAACGGGUCACUACGCCCAAAGAGAAGUUGCGCCUUGUGGAAAAAUCAAACUGUUACGUGCGGUAGACUCGACCAAAGAUCAAACGUACUAUCUGUCAACAGUACCAGAAGAAAAACUACAAAGAACCAUAUUUCCAAUAGGUCAUCUGACAAAGUUACAAGUACGGCAAAUAGCAAAUGAAGCCAACCUCAUCAUUGCCAAUAAGGCCGAGAGUAUGGGGUUAUGCUUUGUCGGUGAGAAGAACAAGUUUGCCGAUUUUCUAGGAGAAUGGUUUGUAUAUCAAAAGGAUGUUGAAAAUAAUUCAAUUAUUGUUGUACCUGGAUCAACCAAUAUACUACUCUUUUCUCGUAAGCUCGUAGCACGGGAUUGGGUAUGGUGUUGGAACAAACCGCCGGACGGUAUUGAGAAAGGUAUAGAUUUGCUUGGACAAGUUAGAUACCGACAAGUAGCUGAACCAUGUAAAGUCACCAUGAGAUCGGAUUUCAAGUAUUUAGUGGAAUUCUCUGUUCCUAUCCAAGCUGUUGCACCUGGACAAUAUGUUGCCGUAUGGGAUGGAAACUGGUGUUUGGGAGGUGGUGUCAUAGAAGAGAGCUUAAGAGACUUUGACGAAUCGGAUAAAAUAACGCUGACUGAUAGUGAUCAAUCAUAG